ACGAUUACCAUCUCUAAUAUAAACAAUCAACAAGAAGAAGAAAAAAUGGAAAAGGCGAAGAAACAUGGAGACACAUUCCCUGGAGGUCGUCAAGUAGAUUUGCUGGAAGCAUUUCGCCGGCGUCGCUGGAAUUCAUGGAAGCGUCGUCAAACAGUUCUUGGAAGUGGCUGGGGCAGCAACGGCGGCGUAGCAGGGAAAAAAUCGGCGGCGACACGGUGGCAGCAGCUUCGUCGAAAAGUGGCGUCGACGUCGGCAACAUCGCAGCACCAGACGGGUGUCAGGACGGCGACUCUCAUAGGGCCGCGCCAUUUCCAUGGAACCUCAAUAUGGAAAGGCGACGGCGGAGGCAUGGCCAGCGACUGGAGGUGCGGGCAGAGGUGUAGAAGAUCCGUGGGCGUGGCAUAGUAGGCGUCAG
Drosophila ananassae is the source of this 415-nucleotide messenger RNA. RefSeq lists its product as uncharacterized. NCBI's taxonomy places the organism in Eukaryota, Metazoa, Arthropoda, Insecta, Diptera, Drosophilidae. Bases 46 to 405 code for a protein of 119 amino acids. The transcript is spliced from 3 exons. The record is from RefSeq and is a predicted model, not a curated record.